Erythranthe guttata (spotted monkey flower) is the source of this 2092-nucleotide messenger RNA. RefSeq names its product ATP synthase subunit beta, mitochondrial. Gene Ontology annotation, molecular function: proton-transporting ATP synthase activity, rotational mechanism; ATP binding; ATP hydrolysis activity. NCBI's taxonomy places the organism in Eukaryota, Viridiplantae, Streptophyta, Magnoliopsida, Lamiales, Phrymaceae. Gene Ontology annotation, cellular component: proton-transporting ATP synthase complex. The record is from RefSeq and is a predicted model, not a curated record. Gene Ontology annotation, biological process: proton motive force-driven mitochondrial ATP synthesis; proton transmembrane transport.
UCUCUCUCUAGAUUAUAAUCCCCCUUUCUCUCUCAAACCCUAAUCACAUCAAUCACUUCUUCUCUCCUCUGCCAUUUCUCCACUCUCUAAUCAUCAUCCCGUCGAAAUGGCUUCCCGGAGGCUCCUAGCCUCAUUCCUCCGAUCAUCCGCCGCCCGCCGCACGAGAUCGCCAUUUUCCUCCGCCCCGAAGCCCAGUCCUCGGCCAUCCCCCGCUGGACACUUCCUCCACCGAUUCGCCGCCCAGUACGCCACCUCCGCUGCCGCCGCCGCAGCACCUCCGGCCUCCAAGGCGUCUCCAACCGGUGUCACAGGAGGCAAAAUUACGGAUGAGUUCACCGGUCAGGGCGCGAUCGGGAAGGUGUGCCAGGUCAUUGGUGCCGUCGUCGACGUGAGGUUCGACGAGGGUUUGCCUCCGAUUUUGACGGCGCUGGAGGUUUUGGAUAAUCAGAUCAGGCUUGUUUUGGAGGUCGCUCAGCACUUGGGUGAGAAUGUGGUGAGGUGCAUUGCUAUGGAUGGGACUGAAGGGCUUAUUAGAGGCCAGCGCGUUCUCAACACGGGCUCUCCCAUCACUGUACCUGUUGGUAGAGCAACACUAGGUCGCAUCAUUAAUGUCAUUGGAGAACCUAUUGAUCAUAGAGGCGAUCUUAAUACCGAUCACUAUUUACCCAUUCACCGUGAAGCUCCUGCCUUUGUGGAGCAAGCUACAGAGCAACAAAUUCUUGUCACUGGUAUCAAGGUUGUUGACCUUCUUGCACCUUACCAAAGAGGAGGAAAGAUUGGGCUGUUUGGUGGUGCUGGGGUGGGGAAGACUGUACUUAUCAUGGAGCUGAUUAACAAUGUUGCAAAAGCUCAUGGUGGUUUCUCUGUCUUUGCCGGUGUAGGAGAACGUACUCGUGAGGGUAAUGAUUUAUAUAGAGAAAUGAUUGAGAGUGGUGUCAUCAAGCUAGGUGAAAAGCAGGCUGAAAGCAAAUGCGCUCUAGUCUAUGGUCAAAUGAAUGAGCCCCCGGGUGCCCGUGCUCGUGUUGGACUUACUGGAUUGACAGUUGCCGAACACUUCCGUGAUGCAGAAGGGCAGGAUGUGCUUCUCUUCAUUGAUAACAUUUUCCGUUUCACCCAGGCUAACUCAGAAGUGUCUGCUUUGCUUGGACGUAUUCCAUCAGCUGUCGGAUAUCAACCUACACUGGCCACAGAUCUUGGAGGUCUACAAGAACGAAUUACUACAACCAAGAAGGGUUCUAUUACAUCUGUCCAAGCUAUUUAUGUCCCGGCUGAUGACUUGACAGAUCCUGCUCCUGCAACCACCUUUGCUCACUUGGAUGCCACAACUGUGUUAUCUCGACAGAUUUCGGAGCUUGGUAUUUAUCCUGCGGUCGACCCUCUGGACUCGACAUCUCGUAUGCUUUCCCCUCACAUCUUGGGAGAGGAGCACUACAACACAGCCCGUGGUGUACAGAAGGUUCUUCAGAACUACAAGAAUCUUCAAGAUAUUAUCGCCAUUCUGGGAAUGGAUGAGCUCAGUGAAGAUGACAAAUUGACUGUUGCACGUGCUCGUAAGAUUCAGCGAUUUUUGAGUCAGCCUUUCCAUGUGGCAGAAGUUUUCACUGGUGCCCCUGGCAAGUAUGUUGAAUUGAAGGAGAGUAUUACCAGCUUUCAGGGAGUGUUGGAUGGGAAAUACGAUGACCUUUCAGAACAGUCUUUCUACAUGGUUGGAGGUAUCGAAGAGGUGAUUGCCAAGGCAGAGAAGAUUGCCAGAGAAUCUGCUGCUUAGGUAUAGAGAGAUCAAAGUCAGACGAUAAUUGCGAAAAUAAUUUAGAUAAUGGCAAAUGCCAAAUUCUCCGAGUCUUUAUUUUAUUUAAUUUUGGUUAGACCAAGUUUUACGUUCCUGUUUUUUUAUUUGGUGCGCAAAAUCGAUAUAGUUGUGAACCGAGAGGGGCCUAUCCCCAAGCCCCAGUUUGUCUUAGCGUGGGACAACACAAUAAGAGGGGUUAAAACAGCGGACAUUGUAAAUGUUUUUGCUUGGAACUUGUUUCCCGAGAGUAUUGGAACUUAAUAUGAAGGCUUUUUCACUUGCGUUUCAACACAAGAGUUGUUU